Etheostoma cragini (Arkansas darter) is the source of this 6031-nucleotide messenger RNA. It is a transcript of the gene cdk13, whose product is annotated as cyclin-dependent kinase 13. The transcript has 14 exons. Gene Ontology annotation, biological process: transcription elongation by RNA polymerase II; protein phosphorylation; positive regulation of transcription elongation by RNA polymerase II. Bases 987 to 5246 code for a protein of 1419 amino acids. Gene Ontology annotation, molecular function: ATP binding; RNA polymerase II CTD heptapeptide repeat kinase activity; cyclin binding. The record is from RefSeq and is a predicted model, not a curated record. NCBI's taxonomy places the organism in Eukaryota, Metazoa, Chordata, Actinopteri, Perciformes, Percidae. Gene Ontology annotation, cellular component: cyclin/CDK positive transcription elongation factor complex; nucleus.
UUGACACCGACGCACAAGGCCUGUAGUCUGAAAGCUCUCUGGGCCCUGGCGAGUUGUCCCAUUUUAGCCACAUUGUCAUUGCGUACAAAGUUACAGUAUUUUGAAAUAAAAUCAAAGAAUUGUGGAGCCAUUUUAGCCGGAAACACGUUUGAUACCUUUGGACCAUGCGGUGGUAAAAGGGAGCAACAACCAGGGUGGGAUACGUGAAAGCGGAUGAGUUUUUGGACAGCAUUGUUAUAUUGCAUCUUGACUGAGUUUCAUUGAACUCCACGCAAAGGAGAAAAGAAAGCUAGCUGGCUAAUAUGCUAGCGACUAGCUGGCUAGCUGGCGGCGGGUAUCCAACCAACGUGCUAUUCACUUCCUUGUUGCACACUGGAGUGUGAUGGAAGGCGAGAAGAAGUUUGUGAGACGUAGACGGACUUUUUUUACUUCCACUUUAACACAAUAUUGUUAAUGGAUUUACAUAAUUGCACGAACGGCAACCUUACAGAAGAACUGGAUUUUAAAUUUACAAGGGCUCUCGGCCUGUGCUUUGACCAUGAAUGCGACUGUCUAGCUGUAAACAGUUAGCUAGCUAUUAGAGGCUAACGUUAGCUGGCUAAACUGACUACCAUUAGCUAGCUAGCUAGAUACCACAUCUGGGAGAUUUCCAUCCUGGACUACAAUGGUUGAGUACCGACUGAUUCUAUAACUGAACACCAUAUUGUGGAUUUUAUGCAACGGGAUAUACAGGCACAAAGUCUCAUAAAAAUAACUACUGUCGGGGGUAACUUGGGUGAACCUAAAACGAGCUUGCUUUGUAAUGCUAAUGUUAAGCUUGUGAUUAGGCUAUUUAGCUGGCUGUCUUAAUUGUGGAUUUGAUGUUGCUAACUAGCCUGUCACACAGCUAGCCCGAUGUUUUGUUCCACGACACAACAAGGAACAUAGGUAAAGUAUAUAAGGAUUAUUCUCAACGCAGCUAGGUAUAGGGCUUAUCCAGUAGAUAGAUGCCUAAUUCGGAGGUGCUUCGCGAGGCUCGGGGACGGAGCCCCUCUGCUCAGAGAAAUGCUAACCGACAGGACAGGCGUAGUAAACCAGGUAGCGGUGCCGCUGCUCAGCGAGACCGACACCGGGAGAAGAGGCGCUCAUCGGCUUCUAGGAGAAAGAAACGCAGACAGGCCAAGGGAAAAGACUUGUGCUAUACCGGUACAACAGGAGACCCUGGCAAUGACCGAAAAGGCACUUUUGAGAAAGACACAGAACUUCGGACAUUGGUGGAGUAUGAUGACGUAAGCUCCCAGUCAGAGCGAUUUUCUGGGAGCCCCUCUCCUAAACUUGACCCCCAUGCUGACAGGCUAUCAGUGGACCGACUAAGCGAUGUUGACUUUGGUGACUAUAAUGGACCAGCAUCCCCAGACAGAAGUCACCAGAGAGACCGGGAGGCAGUGUGCAUCAGCAAGGAUGAACAAACUCGGGGUCCAUCUGAGAGAAGCAAGCAAGAGAAGGAGCCAGGCAGGAAAAAGGACCGCCACAGCCGUGAGAGAGACUCCUCAAAAGCUAGGAGUGGAGGCAGCUUUAUCGGAAAUAAAAAUCACAGAGACACUACACGGAGCAAUGACAGAAAUGGUAAAAGGACAUCUACAUCUCAGUCCUUACAAUCCGGAGAUAAAAGGGAUUCAAAAAGGCAAAGUAAAACAAGAUCUGAUAAAGAGCCCCCAUCUGCCUACAGAGAUGCUCCGCAAUCUUACAGAGAUGACCGUGAAGACCUCAGGACAUACAGGAGAAGUCCUGGUUUCAAAGCAGAAAGUCCCUAUGGAACAUCAUAUUCAUAUAACUACCAGUCUCCUGGUGGUUAUAACCAGUUAGUAUCUAGAAGAAGUCCAACUUAUGGGAGCAAAAGACUCUCUCCCAGUUCCACAUAUUACAGCCGAGAUGUAGAUGGUUACGGGGCAUACAGCAUGCCAAAGUCACCCAGUUCAUACCCCAGCAACAAAAGGAAGCGAUCCCCAGCAAGCCCAGCAACCUGGCGCAGGUCCCCAAGUUAUGGCCGACACAGUCCGUAUGAACAAGGAGAGGUCAGUUCAAGUCCUUAUGGAAACCGCAAGAGAUCACGAAGUCCAUACAGAAAGUCCCUGAGCCCAAGUCCAGAUGUCAGGCGAUCUGCUCGGUCACGCAGCAGAAGUCCAUAUUCAUCCACAAGGCAUUCACGUUCUCGAAGCCGUCACCGCCACUCUCGCUCCCGCAGUCGCCCCUCUAGCCUCUCACCAAGCACACUCACCUUCAAAACCAGUCUUGCUGCUGAACUCAGUAAGCAGAAAAAGGUUAAAGCUGCAGAAGCAGCUGCCAAGGCCAAGAACUCCAGCAACACAUCUACUCCAACCAAGGGUUCCUUAUCUGCUCAUCAACCCAGCCCAAAGUCCAAUCACACAUUGAGAAAGGGCCGCCCUCCCUCUCCACCACAACCAGAGAAAGGUCCCAGAACUCCCACAUCGAGCCAGCCCCAGUCCCCCUCUGACAGGUUGUCUAAGAGGACCACUGAGCACCAGACCAGCAAGGACAAAGAUGGAAAGAGGAAAGAUGACUCUUUACACCGGAACAAAAGGAAAGCACCACCAUCUGGACUGAGCAAAGACAAGGAAAGAUCCACUGGUCCACUCAUUUCUACUCUGCCAUCCCUACCAUUGCCCCAAACAGUUCUUGAGCACAUGAAUAAAGGAGAAAGCUUGAAGGACAGCUUGCUCUCAGGGAAGAAAAAGUUAGAGAAAAAGGCCCGUCAGCUUCUUACUGACUUGCCUCUUCCCCCUGAACUUCCUGGCGGCACGUCUUCCCCGCACAGCCCACCCGACGACAAAAAGUCCCAAACAGUUCGCCGAAGACCUAAAAUUUGUGGCCCAAGAUACGGCGAGAUUAAGGAAACAGAGAUAGAUUGGGGCAAACGCUGUGUGGACAAGUUUGAAAUCAUUGGAAUCACAGGAGAAGGCACCUACGGCCAGGUGUACAAAGCUAAAGACAAAGACACUGCUGAAAUGGUGGCUCUAAAGAAGGUUCGGCUGGACAAUGAAAAGGAGGGUUUCCCAAUCACGGCCAUCCGAGAAAUUAAGAUUUUGCGACAACUCAACCACAAGAGCAUCAUAAACAUGAAGGAGAUCGUCACAGACAAGGAAGAUGCUCUGGACUUCAAGAAUGAUAAAGGUGCUUUUUAUCUUGUAUUUGAAUACAUGGACCACGACCUGAUGGGUUUGCUCGAGUCUGGCCUGGUCCAUUUCAACGAGAGCCACAUCAAGUCUUUCAUGCGACAGUUGCUUGAGGGACUCGAUUACUGCCACAAGAAGAACUUUCUGCACAGAGACAUCAAGUGCUCCAAUAUCCUGCUCAAUAACAAAGGUCAAAUAAAGCUUGCAGACUUUGGUCUUGCGAGGCUGUAUAACUCUGAAGAGAGUCGUCCAUACACCAAUAAAGUGAUUACACUAUGGUACCGUCCUCCAGAGUUACUUCUGGGAGAAGAGAGGUACACGCCGGCUAUAGAUGUGUGGAGCUGCGGAUGCAUUCUUGGAGAACUGUUCACAAAGAAACCAAUUUUUCAAGCUAAUCAGGAGCUUGCCCAGUUAGAGCUUAUCAGCCGAAUAUGUGGCAGCCCCUGCCCUGCUAUCUGGCCAGAUGUAAUAAAACUACCCUUCUUCAACACCAUGAAGCCAAAGAAACAGUACAGGAGACGGUUACGAGAGGAGUAUGCUUUCAUCCCUCCAUCUGCCCUGGACUUGUUUGACCACAUGUUAAACUUGGACCCCAGUAAACGCUGUACAGCUGAACAAGCGCUGGGCAGCGAGUUCCUCAAGGACGUGGACCCUGACAAGAUGCCCCCGCCAGAUCUUCCACUGUGGCAGGACUGUCACGAGCUAUGGAGUAAGAAACGCCGUCGUCAGAAGCAGAUGCCGGAGGAAGUGGCAGCCCCGAAGGCGCCCCGUAAGGAGCUGGGCCUCGACGACAGCCGCAGUAACACCCCCCAGGGCUUCCCUGCUCCUGGAGGUAUUAAAGCUCAGAAUGUGGCUGCUUCCACGCUGCUGGACCCUAAGGGUCCAAACUCCCAGUUAACCCAGGAGCAGCUAGCGGUCCUCCUGAACUUCCUCGGCCAGCCCAAGAGUUCGGCCACCACGGCCCAGUUGGUCCAGUCCAUGGGCUCAAAGGUCAAUCAGGAAACAUUAAAGCAGCUCUCCAAAGCCCUGGCUCCCACUGACCCAGCUGAGCCUCCCCCUCAACCCGCACCUGUCAAGCCUCCCCAGCCUGCUGCUCCUGCAGGAGUGCCCCGUACACCCCCAAUGCCCAAGCCUCCUUCGCCCCCCAUGUCUGCAGCGCCAGGUAUUCCAGAAGGAGAGGCCGCAGCUGCCACGCAGACAGCCAUGACGAUGCUGCUGGCCCAGCUCCUCCAGGCUCAGCAGGCCCAGAGGCAGGAGCAGAGUGAUGGCGGGGAGGGGGCUGAGAGCACCAACCCUGCAGGAGGAGCACCGGGGGGGCAGCCUCUACCUCCCGAGGUCAAACAGCCUCCAGCGCCCAGCCCAGUCUCUCCAGUGUCUGAAGUCGGUGGCGUGUCCAUACUGCCCCCAGACCAGAGGCCUCCUGAGCCUCCAGAGCCACCGCCACAUGCCGACCUGGACUACAGGCAGCCUCCACUUGAACCCAAGACUGGCCACGCUCCCCCUAUUACGUCUGCAGGUGGAGGUGAUGGAGGGAGACCCCCAGAGCCAGACUACCCACCUCUCCCUACCGCAGAGGGGCCUGGAUACGGCGGUGACUACAUCCAUCCACCUCCUCCACCCUUCACUCCUGCAGGGUUUGGGGACGGUUACAUGGGUCACAUGUUAGGCGGAGGCCUGCCACCUCACGCUCUGAGAGAAGUGUUUGGCGGACCUGGUCAGGCUGCCAGCUCAUCGUCUGCUGCAGGCGCUUUGGCCCCGGCCCACUCAGACCCCUAUCCUCCAGGCGCUGGAGCCACUGGACCCAGUAGCAUGGUGUUCACUGGGGACAAGGACCACCGUUUUAAGUACAAUCACAGCCCCUUACCUGUGGAGGGACAGCCUAACCCCAGUGCUAUCCACCUGUACAACCAUGCUAUGGCUAGAAAGGAGGGUGGACACCCUCCCCCACCCAUUCCAGCGCCAGGACAACCUUGGGGUUCCCCUUCCCAAGUCGGGGCUCCACCACUACCCCUCGGCUUUGUCCCACACGUGAACUCAACAGCAACAAUCAGAGGACGAGGCCUGCCUUUCUAAAUGACUGGAAAAAGGAAAAGUCGGUUUGUGACAAUGGAAAAAAAAAAAAGCUAGAGGACUCAGUUUUGAGCCUGAAGCCUCUCAGGCCAGAUCAGAGGGAUCUGGAGAUGCACACUCAGUUUGUAAUAACUUAAAUCUGUGUAAGGCAUUGUAUUCCUCCUCUCUGGAAUGUGGAGCACAAUGCAGAAGGACAGCCCAAUAACACUUGGAGGAGCUUUUUUUGCUCAUACCAUUUUCCUAUUUUUUGUAAUCUAUUCUGCUGUCUUUUAAAUUAAACUUUUACCUUUUAUUGAGUGUACAUUUAUCAGGCUGGGUACAUUUUAAAUCUCUACCUUAGCCUUUCUGUAAUUGCUCCAAGGCAGACUAGUAUUAAGGUUUUGCACUACUGACUGAUGUAGGCGGAAACUAUUUUAGGGAUGAAAGGAAAUGGAUGGUGUGGUUUAUCUGCACAAUUAGAAUAUGACCAGUAAUGUAGUGUCCUCUUUAUAAUGGCCAUGAUUAUGUAAUGGUUCAGUUGAUGGUGUAGGUAUUAGCACAGGGAGCUAUUUGAGGAAAAAGGACUGUUAGUUCCAGGCAGACUUGGAUGACAAAUCAGAUCCAAUUUCAUGGAGAAAAGGCCGUUUUGACUUUAAAUUCCACAUGCCUUUUUGCCGAUAGGUGUUCAUAGUCAUGAGCAAAACAAAAACACACAACCCAAGUUCAAAACAUCUUUUUUUUGUACAAAAAUGAUUUUGUCCCCCUCCCUGCUCCUUUGGCAAAUGUUUAUUAAAGAAAUGCCAAGAAUG